Messenger RNA from Lytechinus variegatus (green sea urchin), 5610 nucleotides. RefSeq names its product ATP-binding cassette sub-family C member 9-like. Gene Ontology annotation, biological process: transmembrane transport; potassium ion transport. Gene Ontology annotation, cellular component: membrane. Gene Ontology annotation, molecular function: ATP hydrolysis activity; ATP binding; sulfonylurea receptor activity. The record is from RefSeq and is a predicted model, not a curated record. The transcript has 33 exons. Bases 108 to 4805 code for a protein of 1565 amino acids. NCBI's taxonomy places the organism in Eukaryota, Metazoa, Echinodermata, Echinoidea, Temnopleuroida, Toxopneustidae.
CGCAAUAUUGCUGAGUCACUGUAUGCUGCGACAAGAUAGGGCCUAAAGAAGAGUGUUGUAUUUUUGCAAAGAAUUUAACGUUAGAUGUGACAUUGUUGAAGAUAGUCAUGGGGUCAGACAGCUGGGAGUGGUUCUGUGGGGUCAACAGUUCUGACCUCCACUUCUUUGAUGGCUUUGCUUGGAAUAAGGACCACAUAGCAAACAACACAUGCUUUUCAGAUGCACUGGAUGCUGCCCCACAUGCAGUCUUUCUUGUCGUCUUCAGUUUUUUGCUCUUUGUUAUGGGAUGCUGUACAGGGUACCGAGCUAUCAACACCAAGUAUCUCCUUCGCUACAAAGGCCAUGCCUAUAAAUGGAUGCUUCUUGGUAUUCUCCUCCUUGUCCAUUUAACUUCCAUUGCUGAAGGGAUUUUAACAGAUGAAAACUACAUAAAUGGAAGUCAACCAACACAGCCACAUUUUUACCUGCCUUCAAUCACAGCAUUUGUGGCAUCAUUUAUGUCUCUGAUUUUCUACCAUCACAUGGAGUUAUGGCAGUGUGCUAGUAUGUCAUUGGUUUUAAUGCUGUACUGGACUCUUUCUAUCCUGGGCGAAGUAGCUGUUCUCUUAAACCUGAUCAGUCUUGGCCAAACUGGUUAUGACUGCAUGAGGUUUGAUCUUACCAUCUGUACCCUUGUACUUUAUGGCCUGAUUCUCUUGCUAGAGUUCAACAUCAUCAGAAUUAAUGUUUGUGGAUGCUGCCAGAAUGGAGAGAGUAAAUCAUUACCCAAGGACCUAAGAGGAUUAGACAUGUAUUACCUCGAUCAACAUGUGAAUCUUCUCUCACAGGUAACAUACUGGUGGUUAAACUGGUUAUUGAAGGUGGGUUACAAACGUCCACUGGAAAUGUCAGAUCUGGGUGAUCUACCACUCAUCCAUGAAUCAAACUACAACCAUAACAGAUUCAGAGAUGUCUUUGAAAAAGAAAAGGAAGAGAAGGCAAAGGUUGGGAAGAAACCAGGAAUGUGGACUGUUUAUCUUAAAGUGUAUGGAAGGAGAAACUUCUGGGCAGCUCUUCUCAAAUUGGUUGGUGAUUGUAUGGGAUAUAUUGGACCUCUUGCAGUAGGAGGGAUUACACUUUAUGUUCAGAAUAUCACCACUGGCAAUGAACCAAAGAACAUUGGUUUCAUCACAUUCUCAAACUUCUUUGCGAAUGGUUUUGUCUUGGUGGGAGUUAUGUUCUUUGCAGCUUCUAUUAAGUUCUUGUGUCUUCAAACUCAUUACCAUUGGGUCAUCUUGGAGAGUAUGCACGUAAGGACAGCUAUUCAGACCAUGGUUUAUGAGAAGUCACUUCGUCUGUCUACCUAUGCCACAACAGGUGGGAUGAUGACUAUGGGACAGAUUACCAAUCACAUGUCCACAGAUGCCAUGUCACUUCUCUUCUGCUUUCAAAUGAUGCAUUACUGUUGGUCUAUUCCUCUUCAGAUCACUGUGACAUUAGUGUUGCUGUACCAACAACUUGGAUUAUCUGCAUUGCUUGGGUCUGCAGUGUUUGUUUUCCUGCUACCAUUCCAGAUGAAGAUUGCUAGUCUCAUGUCCAAACUCCAAAAGACAACCCUUCACUAUUCUGACACUCGUCUUAAGUUGUCCAAUGAGAUGUUGCAGGGUAUCAAACUCUUGAAGUUGUAUGGAUGGGAGGAACUUUACUGUAGUGCUAUUGAGACAGUGAGGACCAAUGAACUGUGGGCUAUGUUUAAGAUCAAUGGCAAUAUUGUUGCUACAAUCUUUAUAACAUCAACUGGACCCAUUCUUGUGACACUUAUAUCAUUUGGAACCUACACCCUUUUCACUGGGAAACCUCUUCUUCCUGAUGUGGCCUUUGCCUCACUAUCUUUCUUCAAUCAACUCACCAUACCACUGUUCUUAUUGCCUAUGACCCUUGCUGUCAUGGUCAAUGCAGUGGUCAGUUCCAACCGUUUGCUCAACUUCUUCCUUGCCCCUGAAGUGGAAACUGCUGCUACUGCUGAUGUGCUAAGGGAGGAUACAUACCAUGAUGGUGAAGAUAAUGGCCAGGUUCCUGCUGUUGGUUUCCGACAACCUUCGACCAGUGAGAAAUCAUCGCUGCUGCAGAAUGAAGAUACAUCGCACAAAUAUGGAUAUGGAUCAGUUGAUCGCCUAUCAAGGUUAGAGGUGGCACCCAGUCCAAUCCCUGAUGAUGUAGCUGUUAAGCUUGUGAAUGCAAGUUUCACAUGGGAUUCAGAUAGCAACCUUCCUAUCAUAUCUCGAGCUAAUGUGGAGAUCCCAGCAGGUAAACUAACAAUGGUAGUUGGUCAAGUGGGAAGUGGAAAGUCAUCACUUAUUUCAGCUAUUCUUGGGGAGAUGACAACAAUGAGUGGAAGUGUUAUGUUUGGCAGUAAGAGUAGCAUUGCUUAUGCUGCCCAGAAAGCCUGGCUGCUCAAUGCAUCUCUCAAAGACAACAUCAUAUUCAACAAUGAGUUUGAGAGCAGACGAUACCGUAAGGUGCUCAAGUCCUGUGCAUUGGAACCAGACAUCGAGAUCCUUCCUGGAGGGGAUCAAACAGAGAUUGGUGAAAAGGGUAUCAACCUCAGCGGAGGUCAAAAACAGAGGGUCAGUGUGGGAAGAGCAAUGUACUCCAACAGAGAUAUCAUCAUCCUGGAUGAUCCAUUGUCUGCCCUUGAUGUUCAUGUUGGUAAGACACUGUUUGAAGAAGGCAUCAUGAACCUGCUCAUCAAAAACAACCAGACAGUUAUCUUGGUUACACAUCAGCUUCAGUACCUACAAGAGGCUGACAAGAUCUUAGUGAUGAAGGAUGGUCGUAUUGAGCAUCAGGGUACGAUGGAAGAGAUAGGUGAAACUGAUCCUACACUCUAUAACAGCUGGAAAGAAGCCAUCAACCAAGUAUCAGAGGUAGAGGCAGACCCAUCUGGUAAUGAAUCUGAAUCAGAGACUGAACGUAAGAAGCUCAAAAGACAAAUCUCAAGGCAGAUGACCGUAGAGGAAGAAGAAAAGAAGAAAGCUGUGGAGAAUAUAAGUAGUGAAGAGGGUAAGCUGAUAGAGAAGGAAGAGAUGGAGAGAGGUUCUGUUUCCUACAGGGUCUAUCUUUAUUACCUUGGAGCCAUCACAUAUCCUGUUGUCCUUAUCGUUACAUUCUUCAUCUUGAGUCAGUCUGGCAUACGGAUUGGAACAAACUUCUGGCUCUCAAAAUGGUCAGAAUCCAACUUAGAACCAAAUGCAACCAAUGAUGAUCUGACAUAUUGGAUAGGUGGUUACGCUGGUCUCUCCUUCGGCACCAUUGCUGCCCAGCUGAUAGCAUCAGCUCUCUUGGUGUUUUCAUCUCUCAUAGCAGCUAAGAGUCUUCAUCUAGCUAUGCUUCAUACCAUCAUCAGGGUGCCCAUGAGAUUUUUUGACACCACACCCAUUGGACGUAUCAUCAACCGUUUUUCCAAUGACACUCAGAUAAUUGACAUGAAAUUGAUCAAUACUUUGAAUGGCCUGCUUGGUAGUGUGAUGAAUUGCUUGUCUGCCAUCGUCGUCAAUGCAGUUGUGACACCUAUCUUCUUAGCAAUAGUGUUUCCUGUUGCCGUUGCAUACUUAUUUCUUCAAAAGUACUUCAUCACUACUUCGAGGGAACUUCAACGUCUUGACAGUGUAUCUAAAUCCCCGGUGUUUGCCUAUUUCUCAGAGACAUUAGGUGGACUGGCUACCAUCAGAGCAUAUAAUUCCCAGAAGACUUUCUAUCGUACAAUAAUGGAGCGUAUUAAUGUCAACAACACGGCUUAUCUGUACCUUCAGACUGCCAACAGAUGGUUGGCAGCAAGGCUGGACUUUAUUGGUGCUCUUGUUGUACUACUAGCAGGAUUAACAACAACCAUUAGUGCAGUCGUCUUUGGUGGUGUUCCUGCCAGUGAAGUAGGUUUAGCCAUCAGUUAUGCUCUUCAGGUGUCUGGAUAUCUCAACUGGGUAGUACGUAGUGCAGCUGAUACAGAGAUGCAGAUGAAUGCUGUGGAACGUGUCAAGUAUUAUAGCUCUCUCAAAAGGGAACAAUACGAGGGAUUGGAGCCACCUCUCAAUUGGCCUCAUAGAGGUCAGAUUUCAAUUGAUAAUGUGAGUGUGAGAUAUGCAGCAGAUUUAGACCCAGUACUACAGGAGGUAUCGGUUAACAUCCAGGCUGGAGAGAAGGUUGGAAUAUGUGGUCGUACUGGAAGUGGAAAGUCAUCUCUCACCCUAGCUCUCUUUAGGAUCAUUGAUACAUUUAGAGGUCGUAUUUUGAUUGAUGGGAUAGACAUCGCCACUGUUCCUUUGACUACACUUCGUCAGAGACUGGCAAUUAUACCACAAGACCCAGUACUCUUCACUGGAACCAUCAGACGUAAUUUGGAUCCUGAGGAGAAACGCACUGAUCAGCAGCUUUGGCAGGCCCUGGAAAUUGCCCAGCUGAAAGAUGUUGUUGGAAAUUUGGAGGAAGGCCUAGAAUCCAAGGUAACAGAGGGAGGAGAGAACUACAGUGUUGGUCAACGUCAGCUGUUCUGUCUUGCCCGAGCCUUCUUACGUGAUUCUCAGGUCUUGAUAAUGGACGAGGCUACAGCAUCUAUUGAUAUGCAGACUGAUCAAAUCUUACAGGAUGUUGUGGCUUCAGCUUUUGCUGACAAGACUGUUCUUACAAUUGCACAUCGGAUUGCUACCAUCUUGAAUUCAGACUCCAUCUUGGUGCUAUCAGAUGGAAGGGUUAUUGAGUAUGAUUCUCCUGACAAUCUCCUAGCUCGGGAAGACAGUGUCUUUGCAUCCCUUGUCAAAGGAAGUCAAUAAAGAAAAACCCUCCUAAGUGUGAAUUCAUCAUCUUGGAACUCAUGGAGUAUGAUCUGCCUGAGAGUUUCCUAACCUCUGAAAAUAAUAUCUUUGAAUACUUGUCAAAGCUAAUCACUAAAGACUCUUUUUACAAGCAGAUAUAUAUGGUAUGAAAAGUUACUAUUACAUUGAAAUAUUGUAUAUAUAUGAAUGGCACAAAGUUAAGUUGAAAACAGCACUAUGAACCCAACUAUGGCCACAAGUUACCUCAAACUUGAUCCACAUACAUUGUGUUACAUAGUGCAGAUCAUUGGGUAUGAAUCUGAUAAUCUCUUUGUUUUAAAGAUCAUUUCUUCUUUUCAAAGGUUGCCAGUAAUUAUUAUCCACUAAUUCAAACUCAGAGUGAUUAUUCUUGCAAUGACUCCCUCAUUGUGAGUCUUGAAAUAUAAAUGCUUCAAUAAAUUACUAUUAAUAUCUAGCAGAGCUGCCAGCAUUACAUGUUUGCUGUAAUUAUUACAGUUUUACUGCAAAAUAACAGCAAUAUACAUACUUAUGAUUUCCUUACAAAAAUAUUGAUAGAUUUUAUUGAGAAAUCGUCUCUAUGUCUUUAUUUAUAAAAAGAGCCGUGGUGUAGUGGUUCUGACUCGCCUUGUAAACAGAGGGUCAUGUGUUCGAUUCCCACCGUGGUCUAGCGUCCUUUGGCAAGGCGUUAAUCCAUACUUCGCCACUCUCGACCAAGGUGCAAUAUGGGUACCCGGUAGGAUAAUGAUAAUAAAGAUAAUGUCAGUUUGAUUUUGCCAGCAUCAUAAUGUGGCUGCGACGAAUG